GAAUGAUGGGGUAUUCCAGAGAUCGAAACCUAACUCGUUCUUGCAGGUACUCUUGAGGGGGGGCGUAUUGGAUCAAGAUUUGGUCAAUCCUAUCUAGAGAGAAAGAGAGACAGCUUGAAGAUGGGCUGUCAAAAGUUGGAGAUCACAAUCAUGGAAGUUUUUAGCAAAGCGGGGUGGAACUUUGGGAAGAGAAUCAAGAGCUAGUCCUUUUGGUUUUUAGACUUUUGUUCCAUGUUUUUGUUUCGCUGUCAGUUUCAAGUUGUUGUGGAUGAGAGGUAGCUUAAAUGCUGCAGGGUCUUUUCUUUCUCUCGGUUGUAAGCUUUGGGAGCUCUCAUGGCUCAGACCGGAUUUAUUUCCUUAAUCUAAAAAAAACAAUUCAUCCAUCAGUUGAUGCAUAUGCCUGUCUCCAUCUUACACAUAUAGAACAGUUGCCAAAGAAAAUAACAGAGCCAUACGCACAAAGACUGCCCUCAAUAUCAUUGUUCUUUGAAACCAACAAAGAACUCUGUUUUGCCACAACAAACAGAGUACCCCUGCCCUAUCUGGAGAUCCAAGAGACCCCUGCAAAUCGAGCGGAAAAAACCUAGCAAGCUGCAAGUCAUGGCGAUGGUUCUUGAUGCUUUGGCAUCCUACAUCCAAAACAUGCUGAUGGAGAUGGCCAAAGAAGAGGUGCAUAUGUUGCUAGGGGUCUCUGAGGAGAUCGACAAGAUGGGUGUCAAGCUUGGAGACCUCAAGAACUUUCUCACCGAUGCCGACCGGAGGAACAUCUCAGACAUAAGCGUGCAGGCAUGGGUAAGACAGCUUCGGGACGCCAUGUAUGAUGUCACCGACAUCCUUGAUCUGUGCCAGCUCAAGGCCAUGGAGCAAGGUCCAAGGCGUGAUGCAGGAUGCUUUAAUCCCUUGCUCCUCUGCAUGAGAAAUCCCCUCCAUGCCCACGACAUCGGCAACCGCAUCAAGAGCCUUAACCGGAGGCUAGAGGAAAUCAAGAAGCGCAGCUUGGACUUCGGCUUCAUCAACCUCGGUUCAUAUGAGGACCCUAGUAGGAGGGUGGCAUCCUCUCGUAUUGGUAGCCGUGAGACAUCUGGGGAGCUUGACGAGUCAAGUUUGGUUGGUGAGAAAAUUGAGGAGGACACAAGAUAUCUGGUGGAGAUGCUGACUGAGGAUCUAACAAAAUAUGACAAUAACAAAAUUAUGGUUUUCGCUAUUGUGGGAGUUGGUGGGAUUGGUAAAACCACUCUGGCCCAGAAGAUAUUCAAUCAUGACAUCAUCCAACGAGAAUUUGGAAAGAAGAUAUGGUUGAGUGUGAACCAGGAUUUUAGUGAGACUAGGCUGCUGCGAAGAGCUAUCAUCGAAGCUGGGGGUGACCACCAAUCUGCUGGAAAUACUAGAGGUGCGCUUGAGCGAGCACUUAAAGAAGCCUUAAAUGGACAAAAGACCAUAUUGGUGAUGGAUGAUGUUUGGAACCAUAAGGCAUGGGAGGAUGUGCUCAGAACUCCCAUGGUCACAGGUUCUCUAACUCACGGUAGCUGUGUCCUCAUCACCACACGACAUGACAUGGUAGCACGAGCGAUGGUGGCACAUGAGCCUUACCACCACAUCGAUAAGCUUGAGCCCAAAGAUGCCUGGUUAUUGCUCAAGAAGCAGGUAGUCGGAAAUGAAAAUGAGGAAGCCCAGAUGGAACUGCUCAAAGAUAUUGGGAUGGAAAUUAUAGAAAAAUGUGAUUGUUUACCUCUUGCGGUCAAAGUAAUGGGCGGUCUCCUGCGCCAAAAAAGGACAUGCCGAGGAGACUGGGAAAAUUUCCGAAAAGAUUCGAUUUGGUCAGUAUCUCAAAUGCCUGAAGAGCUAAACAAUGCAAUAUAUCUUAGCUACGAAGAUUUGAGUCCCAGUUUGAAGCCUUGCUUUCUGCACUACUCCCUCCUUCCCAAGAGCAGAGUGUUCUUCGACUUUGAAAUUGUUGGCAUGUGGAUUAGCGAAGGAUUUAUUCAUGGAACCUCAAGUGACUUAGAAAAAAUGGGAAAAGAGUACUAUGACGAGUUGAUACAGAGGAAUCUUAUUGAGCCAAACAUGAGGUACGCUGAUCAGUGUGCUUGUGACAUGCAUGAUCUUGUCCGCUCAUUUGCUCAAUACAUGGCUAGAAAUGAAGCAUUGGUAGCACAAAACAAGGAAAUUGAUAUUGCUGACAAACUCAAAUCAAAGAAGUUUUUUCGAUUCUCUCUGGAAACAAGAGGAUCAGAAUCAGAUGAUGAGUUAGAGUGGCAUUCAUUACAAACACAAACAUCACUAAGAACACUAUUAUCAGUUGGACAUAUAAAAAUCAAGCCUGGUGAUUCGUUGCUUGCUUUUUCAAAAUUACGGACACUACACGUGGAAGAUGUAAAUUUUGAUGCUUUAGUUGAAUCUUUGAAUCAACUCAAACACUUGAGGUAUUUAUCCAUAGAAGGAACCAAUACAUCUAGGCUGCCAGAAAAUAUUAGUAAGAUGAAAUUCCUGCAUUAUAUUAGCCUUCUUGGUUGUAACAGGCUGGUGAAUCUUCCAAAUUCCAUUGUAACGCUGCAACACUUAAGGUUUCUUAACAUUGUUAAGACAGGAAUAAGCAGCAUACCUAAGGGUUUUCAUGGACUAACCAAUCUGAGGAUUUUAUAUGGGUUUCCAGCUUACAUGGAUAAUGAUUGGUGUAGCCUUGAAGAACUAGGACCUCUCUUCCACCUCACUAGGCUUUAUAUAAGUGGCCUGGAGAAUGUGUCUUCUUCCUCAUUUGCAACAAAAGCCAGGAUUGGUGAAAAGGUGCGGUUGAGCUAUCUGUUGUUGGAUUGCACAAAUAGAAUCGGACAUGAAGGCCAGUUGGUAAAAUAUGAAGAAGGCAUUCAUGAGAAGCAGCAGCUAGAAAUCGAGGAGGUAUUUAAUGAACUCUGCCCUCCGUCUGGCUUAGAAAACCUCGCAAUUAGAUGGUACUUUGGUCACCGGCUCCCUAGGUGGAUGAUGUCGAAAGCAGUUGUGGUCCUUGGGAGCUUGAGGAUUCUAACGAUGGAUAACCUGGCCUGUUGCACGGAGCUUCCAAAUGGCUUGUGUCAGCUCCCCUGCUUGGAACUCCUACAGAUCGAUCAUGCCCCAGCUAUCAAGCGUGUUGGGCCUGAAUUCCUACAACCAAACCAUCACUGGCACAACCAUUCCCAGGUAGGGGUUUCAUUUCCCAGAUUGAGUACGCUGAAUUUUAUUAGACUGGUCGAGUGGGAGGAAUGGGAGUGGAAGGAGCAAGUCAAAGCCUUGCCUAUCAUGGAGAAGCUUACACUCGAGAAGUGCAAGUUGAGGUGCGUGCCUCCUGGCCUUGCCUUCCACGCAAGGGCUUUGAAGAAACUACACAUAUAUGAUGUCAAGCUCCUAAGCUCCUUGGAGAACUUUACUUCUGUUGUUCAGCUAGAGCUGUUUAGAAAUGCUAACCUGGAGAGGAUUAGUAAUCUACCGAAACUGCAGAAGCUCGUCAUCGUCAGGUGCCCAAAGAUGAAGGUAUUGGCGGGCCUGCCUGCACUACAAAGACUCACUCUGGAGGACUAUGAUAUGGAAACAGUCCCUAGAUACCUGCAGGGUGUAAAGCCAAGGCAUUUGCUGCUGCACUGCAGGUUAUCGCUGCUCACUUCCAUAGCAGCAAGGAAAUCUUGCCCAGAGUGGGAGAAGACCAGACAUAUCCAGCAAGUGAAGGCAUAUGCAAAUGAUGCAGGCAUUCUGAGAAAAUUGUACGUGCUAUACACAAGGGAUCCUUUCUGCUUCGAGACAAAUAUAAGCCACUAUGCCAUUGCCAAAGGCCGGAUAGCACGCGCGUGGUUUCCUUACUCAAAAACAUGUCCCAUUGAAGAUGAGUGUCUAGUAGGACGACGUGCGUCUGUGGGCAAACGUCGGCCCCUCUGCCUCCGCUUCAGGUGCAAUGCCUACCGUCAUUUGGUUCCUUGGUUGCGUCAAGUGUGCCUGCACUGCAGUGAAGCCGACGACAUUGCUUCCUCGUCAGAUCAAUGGACCGAAGCUGCAGGGUAUCAGGCUGGUUGGUAUUAUGAGACCAGAUACGGGCGGCUGCAGCGACAACAGGAAACAUCAUCGAGAGUGUAACGUGAAUAAAAUAUCUGCGGUCCCAGCAGUUGAUGCGCUUCCACGCCAGAGAACAAACACGAUUGUACGAGUCCAGCCUUCAGCCUUUCUUACCAACUGCCAGAACAAAACAGGAUUUGGUCUGUUUUUAUUCUGUCCGUUUGCUCUGCUUUCUUUCAUUGGACCUGCCUGAAGGUGGAAUAUCCAUCUCUACUGUUUAUUGGGUACACCAGUGCCUACAUCGAUUCGUUGUAUGCACAACAGCACAGGAAAGGUAAAACAAUUCCUUUUGUUUGCCUUCUGCUGACAUCCGAGCAUCAAUGGCUUGGCUUCCCUUUCUUUGUGUUGUGUAUGCUGCACUAGAAAUAUUCACAUGAUGGAUGCUUCUGGCAAGGGCAUUGAUCAAUAAGAUUUGUUGUUCGCGCAA
Messenger RNA from Panicum virgatum (switchgrass), 4504 nucleotides. Its product is annotated as putative disease resistance protein RGA4. Gene Ontology annotation, molecular function: ADP binding. The transcript is spliced from 5 exons. NCBI's taxonomy places the organism in Eukaryota, Viridiplantae, Streptophyta, Magnoliopsida, Poales, Poaceae. The record is from RefSeq and is a predicted model, not a curated record. Bases 601 to 4098 code for a protein of 1165 amino acids. Gene Ontology annotation, biological process: defense response to other organism.